AUGCUUAUCGUCGAUUCGGAGACAUACCUACCAUAUAUCGCCCGUUCAGAAGAACAACAUCCAAUCUACGGGAACGCUACAAAAGAUGUAUACCUCUCAAACUACAAAGAGGUCCAGGGAAUUAAGUUCCCCCAUACUAUUCAAACUAUUUACAGCGCAUCUAGCCGACGACUCAACGUGGUUCUCGAAGACUUUGUCAUUGACAAGAUCAACGCCACGGCGAAGUUCAGCGACAACUUCUUCGAUCUCGUUCCUCACGGUCAGAAAGCAAAGAUAUCUGAAAAGCCUCCUGGUGUUCCCAGUGGUCUUGUCACAGAUUACAGCACAAGUUUCCUCGGGUCACCAGUCAAGAAUGUCAGCGUUGAUGCUUUAAAGGCACUUAGCCCUAUUGAUCUUCUGCAGGUGCAUUGGCUUAUCGUCGAUGAUAGCCGUCCUCUUGGGUUUAAGCAGGUUAUUAUUGAGUUUGAGACUGAAGUUAUUGUGUGUGAUGCACCGCUCUUUUGGAGUGAGGCUGUCAUGGAAUGGAUUAAGAAUAAUAUCGGCAAGAAGGUUGCCUAUGUCGCGGUGCAUCAUAGUGGUGGCGUAGCCGAUUACGUCCGUGCUGGUGCCAAGUUGAUCAUCCCCGAGAUGGCAGUGGAUUACUGGUCAAGCGUUCCAGGAGCCCAAUUCAUCACUUUCAAUCAAACACACCCUUACGUUCAUCGCGACGAUAAGGUCCAAGCAUGGUUCAACUGGGCUGAUCAGGCGCCUCAUGCAGCUGACUGGACUUAUGUGAUGGUUACAAAGCGAUGUCCUAAUAAGGACUCUAAUAUCUUUGUCUACGAGGCUGAUACUUGGGAAGCUGGACUUAGUGCUGACUUGGGUAACCAGCAGCAGAUGAGGCAGUGGUUGGAUCAGCUUUUGGAUGACGGUCUGCCAAGAUCUGCAACUGUGAUGCCUAUGCAUGGAAUGAUUACUCAGUUGGAACAACUGAUCAAUAUCACGGCUUAUCCAUAUCCUAAUUUCGACAUUAGUCGCUGGAGGAGGAAGGGUGCCGCGUUGUGUGAUAAAAACUCCGCAAAGAAUGGUAAGGACGAUCAGUGA
Fusarium proliferatum ET1 is the source of this 1083-nucleotide messenger RNA. RefSeq lists its product as uncharacterized. Bases 1 to 1083 code for a protein of 360 amino acids. The record is from RefSeq and is a predicted model, not a curated record. The transcript is spliced from 4 exons. NCBI's taxonomy places the organism in Eukaryota, Fungi, Ascomycota, Sordariomycetes, Hypocreales, Nectriaceae.